Solenopsis invicta (red fire ant) is the source of this 2149-nucleotide messenger RNA. Its product is annotated as methylosome protein 50. Gene Ontology annotation, cellular component: methylosome. Gene Ontology annotation, biological process: oocyte axis specification. Bases 588 to 1586 code for a protein of 332 amino acids. Gene Ontology annotation, molecular function: protein binding. The transcript is spliced from 5 exons. The record is from RefSeq and is a predicted model, not a curated record. Lineage: Eukaryota; Metazoa; Arthropoda; Insecta; Hymenoptera; Formicidae.
GAUGAUCAGUUUUAAGUUUUGUAAUUAGCAAAAUUCAUAAUUGUAAUUGUUCGAUUUUGUGCGUGUAUGCGCGCACGUGUGUAUUCUGCAUGUGUUUAUAUAUAGCUGCUAUAGUAUAAAUGCCUCUAUCCAAGUUGAGACCGGCUGUAAAUCCUUUCCAUCCCAUCGCCUCUAAUCCUCUUGAAUUGUCGAUUUUUUUCCAUUGUGUGCUCAGUGUGCUCUAACAAUCUAAUCUCCAACUGACUCCAACGAGCACGCGCAAAACAAAAUUUUAGCGCGCGUGUUGUACGUGCAACCCUAACCUCACCGGUCACUCUUAGAAAAGUUGAUUUAAAGAUAGCAAAUUAAAGUUUGCAUAAGAUUGAAAAUCUAAGAUUGGAGCAAAAGAGAAGGAAGAAGAUGAAGAAAGUCUAGAUAUAAAGUUUGCGAGAUAACUCAUUUUGGAUUGUGGAAGCACUCCAAAAAAAGACUCGGAGAAUUGAUGCUCCGACACGAUAAAGGAGUAAAGUAAGAGAUUCUUGACUGAGAAUUGUCGCGAAACUAAUCCCUUUGCCGUCGUUUUCGUUGAACAGACGAAUCGGUUCACGAUGGAAUCUUGGGAGCCGUCGAGUUCGAAUUAUUCGAAUAUUUCGAAUGGGCAAGUUUUCCGAAAUAAGUUGUUCAAAGAUAAAACGCCCAUCGAGACUAAGCAGCUGCAGUUUUUCAAGAUUUAUGACGAGUACAAUGCUGUUCUCGGAGGCACCAACAUGGUCGAUCUCUGCUGGAAUGGCACCCUUUGGCACUACGGAGAUAUCUUCGAUUUUGCUCGAGAGAGAGCCAGCGUGAAGCAUCUGGAUACUGGGAUUUGCGACGGCGCUUACUUAAGCAACAAAAAAUUUGUCUGCGUGGGAGACAGUGGGGCUGUGCAGAUUUACGAGAUAAAAUUCGGCGAAAUGCAACAACUUUCGUACGCUUGUCAACACGACGACAGUAUCUUGACGGUGUCGGUGUUUUCCAAUAAGAGAAACAUUGUUACGGGAGGAAUGGAUUGUUGCUUGAAAGUCUGGGACGUGGAGGAUUUAAUCGCGACUUACUCAUACCAUUCUGCGCAUUUGGACGUUAUCACUAGUACAGAUGUAAAGCCCAACUCCAAUUCUAUAUUUGUAUCUGCUUCUUUAGAUAGCGAAUCUCUAGUAUGGGAUUUCAGAUUACAAGAACCAGCAAGUUGUAUCUUCAGGAAAAAUGAUUGUUUUUUAACGGCAAUAUCUUGGAACAAGAAGGUAGAUCAUCUCAUAGCAAUAGGUACAAACAAUGGCAGCAUUGCAUUAAUUGACACUAGGCAAACAAAAACUCCAUUAUAUGAGUCGGUAGAAUAUGAUAGGAGCAUACACAAACUGCUGUUCAAUCCAUAUUCAGAGAGGAAAGAUCAAUUAGCAUGCUGUUCUGAUAACGAAACAGUAAAAGUAUUCGAUAUCUCUAGAGAAAUGUUCACAGUGUACGAGGAUAGUAGUCAUAGCGAUUUUGUACGAGGUCUCACAUGGUUUCAAAGUGAUUUAUAUUCGUGUGCUUGGGACGCACGUGUCAUUAAACAUGUAUUAGAUAAAUAAAUAAGUAGACAAUUAAACAUAUCCUAUAAGAACAAAGCUAAUUCAAGUUAAUCAUGUAUUAAAAUUUUUUAUAGUAAAAUAAUUUUUUACUUUAUAACAAAAUAUUAAAUUUAUUGAAAUACACCUCGAUAUAAUGAACAUUUUUUCCUAAUCUCAAGAAAUUAAAAACUAUUUAUUACAUGUUAACGACGAAACAUUGCAAUACCAUAAUUUAGGAAAAACUGGGUGGUGUUAAUUUAAGGUAAAUAUUCAAGAAAUGCGCAUUCAAUUUUCAGAUCACAUCUUCGAUAUAAAGAGUGGUGAUACAAGGUAUAACAAAUUUGAAGUGCAUUUAACACAUUGGAAAACAUUCCUUUUGCAUUUAUUCAAACUUCUUGAUCAUUGCUUCAGACGUUUCUACAACAUAGUUACUCUCUGUUUGUUCAAUAUAUUCUAUUUUAUUGCAGAAAGAGAAAAAUAUUCGAAAUAUAAAGUAUUAUCGCUACAUAUAACAGUAAUGUAAAGGAGUCAAGUGUAUCAAUGUAACAGAAAUUCCUGCAGAUCCUGUGGAUCCUCGGAAAAAA